This is a messenger RNA of Fragaria vesca subsp. vesca, 1545 nucleotides long. Its product is annotated as UDP-galactose/UDP-glucose transporter 5B-like. The coding region runs from base 86 to 1138 and encodes 350 amino acids. Lineage: Eukaryota; Viridiplantae; Streptophyta; Magnoliopsida; Rosales; Rosaceae. Gene Ontology annotation, cellular component: Golgi membrane; endoplasmic reticulum membrane. The transcript has 10 exons. The record is from RefSeq and is a predicted model, not a curated record. Gene Ontology annotation, molecular function: 3'-phosphoadenosine 5'-phosphosulfate transmembrane transporter activity. Gene Ontology annotation, biological process: transmembrane transport.
CCCCACAUUAAUUUCUCCGGCGACCAUCUCUCCCCUCCCAAAACGUCGCCGUUUUCGCCUCGUCUCAAAACCACCGUCCCUGCCCAUGGCCGAAACGACGUCGCUCCACGGCCCGCCGCGAGAGCCCAGCAGCAAGCUGUGGAAAGGGGUUUUCGCCGUCACCGGAAUCAUGACCACGCUCGUCACCUACGGCGUUCUACAGGAGAAGAUCAUGAGAGUGCCUUAUGGGGAAGACCACGCCUUUUUCAAGUACUCGCUGUUUCUGGUUUUCUGCAACCGAAUCAUGACGUCGGCGGUCUCCGCCGGAGCUUUGAUUUCGAGUAAAAAGGACUUGAAUCCGGUGGCUCCGAUUUACAAAUACGGCCUUGUGUCUGUUACCAAUAUACUAACCACUACUUGUCAGUAUGAGGCACUCAAGUAUGUGAGCUUUCCUGUUCAAACACUUGCCAAGUGUGCCAAGAUGAUUCCUGUUAUGAUUUGGGGUACUAUCAUUAUGCAAAAGAAAUACAAGGGACGCGACUAUUUACUUGCUUUUCUAGUUACAGUUGGCUGUUCAAUAUUUAUACUAUAUCCGGCAGGGUCUGACUUGGGUCCAAAUGAUGCAUUCGGUAGAGCAAGAGAAAAUACUAUAUGGGGCGUCUCUCUUAUGAUCGGUUAUCUUGGGUUUGAUGGCUUUACAAGCACAUUCCAAGACAAACUUUUCAAAGGUUAUGAUAUGGAGAUACAUAAUCAAAUAUUCUACACAACGUUCUGUUCUUGUGUUCUUAGUUUGACUGGUCUUAUAUUACAAGCACAACUGCUUCCAGCAAUACAAUUUGUUGCUAGCCACAAUGAUUGUUUCUUUGACAUCGCACUGCUUUCCACUGUAGCAACAGCAAGCCAAUUUUUCAUUUCUUACACAAUUCGCACAUUUGGUGCGCUAACAUUUGCAACUAUAAUGACCACAAGACAGUUGGUCAGCAUUAUGCUAUCAUGUGUGUGGUUUCAUCACCCGCUUAGCUUGGAACAGUGCAUUGGAGCUGUGAUUGUCUUUGGUUCCCUAUAUGCAAAAACAUUUAUGAGAAAUGCAACUCCGAAGCUGUCCCCAUCUGACAAUGAGCAGAAUGGAGCGUCUAGCCCAGUGAAGGGGAUCCCUUGAUGAUGUAUGGAGCGUCUAGCCCAGUGAAGGGGAUCCCUUGAUGAUGUACUGGUUUGACAGUCCGUUAACUUUGAUAUGUUGUAUUGGUACUGCCUCCAACUUUGAUCAGUGGACAGCUUUGGUUUUACAAGUACAGAGCUGCACCUAUGAACAACCCUUGCCCUUGGAUGUGGGGUAUCUGAUCUAAAUGGAGUCUCAACUACACUGCAUGCAAAUGAAUCCUUUGAAACAAGCUAGACACCAAAGUUCUUGAAGACCCUCAUUUCCAUAGGGAUGAUUGAUUAUAGACUAACUAAAGGAACAAAAGGGCAUUUAGUGUUUUAUCUUACUAUGAACUUGGAAUACACGACUAAAGAUUGUAAAAUGGUACUGCAACAUUUUAUUAGAGAAAUGGAAGAAAUAGAUUU